This is a messenger RNA of Megalops cyprinoides (Indo-Pacific tarpon), 1511 nucleotides long. RefSeq names its product BCAS2 pre-mRNA processing factor (gene bcas2). The record is from RefSeq and is a predicted model, not a curated record. Gene Ontology annotation, biological process: mRNA processing. NCBI's taxonomy places the organism in Eukaryota, Metazoa, Chordata, Actinopteri, Elopiformes, Megalopidae. The coding region runs from base 7 to 684 and encodes 225 amino acids. Gene Ontology annotation, cellular component: catalytic step 2 spliceosome; precatalytic spliceosome; Prp19 complex. The transcript is spliced from 7 exons.
AGAAAAAUGGCGGGGACAACGUCUGUGGCCGGCGAAGUGUUUGUGGAUGCGCUGCCUUAUUUUGACCAGGGUUACGAUGCGGCUGGCGUCAGAGAAGCGGCUGCUGCGUUGGUGGAGGAGGAAACCCGUAGGUACAGACCCACAAAGAACUACCUGAGUUACCUCCCCACACCUGACUUCACAGCCUUUGAGACAGAGAUCAUGCGGAACGAGUUUGAGAGGCUAGCAGCCCGGCAGCCACUGGAGCUGCUCAGUAUGAAGAGAUACGAGCUGCCAGCUCCCUCAUCGGGACAGAAGAAUGACAUCACCGCCUGGCAGGACUGUGUCAACAACUCCAUGGCCCAGCUGGAGCAUCAGGCGGUGCGCAUUGAGAACCUGGAGCUCAUGGCGCGUUACGGCACCAACGCCUGGAAGGUCUACAACGAUAACUUGGCCUUCAUGAUUGAACUGGCACAGAAAGAGCUGCAGAGAUUCAGAAAGCAGAUUCAGGACAUUAACUGGCAGCGCAAGAACGACCAGCUGGCUGGCGGAGCCAAACUGAGAGAACUGGAGUCCAACUGGGUGUCCUUGGUAAGUAAGAACUACGAGAUUGAGCGUGCCAUCGUCCAGCUGGAGAAUGAGGUGGCGCAGCUGAGACACCAGCAGGGGGAUGAAAACAAGGAGAACAUCCGGCAAGACUUUUAAAACAACAUAUGGAAUUUAGAACACGGAACCCAGGCGCUGGAUACAGGGGUAGUGAAGCAGAGGCAGGACAUGGUCUAUGGGUAUAAAGACUUUAUGAACAGACAGCUUGUCAGCAGACCGUUUCACCAAGUCCUGCUGACAGAUCCUGGAUAUAGCUCUGCCAUACAUCCUGAUCAUCAAUAGAACACAUGCAUGUAACUCCUGGUUUUCCCUUUUGUUGACGCCAUGAAGGCUCUGGUUGGAAUAGUUGAAAUGUUGGACUGUUGCUUUAUAUAAAGCAACUCCUAGCCCAAAUGUUUGCACUGGCACACCUAACAUCUACCCACCUAGUGUUUUGAACAUGUUAAAAAGGACCCCUUCAUACCCUAUAUUGCAAAUCUGCAACAAAUUUUUUUUACAGCCAUGUAUUUUGCAUGGAGUUUACCACUGUGCUGGAGAGGUGCAGUUCCAUGUGAUCUGAUUGUUGCUUAACAAGGACAAUGGUUAACCUCUCCUGACCAAAUAUUAAUUGAAGUGGUAGAGUGUAAGCAAACCUGAACCCUAUAAGCCCCUGAAUGAGGUUGUGCUUCCCUGCGACCCCUUACAGCAUACAUACAGCUACUUAACGGCUUCUAUAUGUCAUUUAAUAUUAGUCAUAUUUCUCAGUUAAAGUCCUUGCCAGAAUUUUAUUCCAAGGGAGAAUAGCUAUACGUUUGAAUGUGGUGACACUGUUUUUAAAAGUCUCAGGAAUGUCUCUAAAGUGAAAAUUAAAUGAGAAAUGUUUUUUUUUAGCUGUGUAGAUGUUAAAUGCUGUAGUGCCAGGGCUAGCAUUUUUUUUUUUGUGGAAG